Messenger RNA from Phaeodactylum tricornutum CCAP 1055/1, 1079 nucleotides. RefSeq lists its product with no specific name. The transcript is spliced from 2 exons. The record is from RefSeq and is a predicted model, not a curated record. The coding region runs from base 222 to 1079 and encodes 285 amino acids. NCBI's taxonomy places the organism in Eukaryota, Bacillariophyta, Bacillariophyceae, Surirellales, Neidiaceae.
CGACAUUGCUGAAGAGAUUCGGGAACGACCCCUUUCGAAUCUAACUAGAGAAAGUCUUUCCCAUCGUUCUCCUAAAUCGACGAACGGGACAUUGCUCGCAAGGUUUUGGUACGAUAGAAGGAUCGCCACCACGCGACGGAGGAGGGGUACCAAUUCCGGAACACAUUCCAUAGCCCACUUUAGGAAGACGUGCGUCCGCUUCCACUUGCCUUAGCCGCAGAAUGAACGACAACAGCGAAGGACACCACAAGCGUCGCAAUAAGGGUACCACGGGAUCCCUUCUGUCAAUCUUACAACGAUCGACCUUGCCGUUGGCGAACUCUUUCUCCCGUGGCAAGGGAGGCGUUCGCAAAAGUACCAAGCCGCUGCUGCCGACCUCAUCGUCGGCAGGGACGCACUCUCCCAAAGGCGGCGGAAGCACGAAGAGCAGCAACAACAGCCACAGCGCUAGCAGUAAUCACACGAUUGAAUUGUAUAGUGUCCGUGAUCGACAUGAUUCGACAGGAAAACGCGCGUUUAAAGUUCAAAUGCCCCGACGGCUAUUGUACUACACACUGGGAGUCUUUUUGGUUCUCCCGGUAUUCAUCUUUAUAUGGAAGGAAUUUCACCUGCACCCUGCGCCGCACAACGACUCCGUUAUGGUCAAAGAAAGUUGGACGGCGGGUCGCCAUGUUGGGCAUGAGCGGUUCGCAAACUGGAUGGAAUCGGCGGCUUUGCCGGAUCCAAAUGCGUACGACAGCAACAAUGUUACCGUUACGUCGGAAUCUCGAGAGGACGAGAUUGCGGCACCUGCCCAGAAGGGAUCAACCGACACGAAUCCUGCGCUUGACGCAAAUCAGAAUACGAAGGAAAAGUCGGCGCCAACAUCUGACUCUCUCCUCCCGGCCAAGACGGCAUCAGCGGACCAGACUAAAGUACUUUUACAGGAUGCUGUGGCGCUGAAUGGCAGCUCCGACCCAAAAAAAUCCACGACAGCAUUAACUGCAAAUGAAAAUUUAGGGAUAACGCAACAAGGUCUAUCAAAUGAAGCUGGACGUCAAAGCCACGAGCAGCACGGAAGAUCACGAGACGAACAAUAA